Protopterus annectens (West African lungfish) is the source of this 2189-nucleotide messenger RNA. Its product is annotated as forkhead box protein L2-like. Lineage: Eukaryota; Metazoa; Chordata; Ceratodontiformes; Protopteridae. Gene Ontology annotation, molecular function: DNA-binding transcription factor activity, RNA polymerase II-specific; RNA polymerase II cis-regulatory region sequence-specific DNA binding. Gene Ontology annotation, biological process: anatomical structure morphogenesis; regulation of transcription by RNA polymerase II; cell differentiation. The record is from RefSeq and is a predicted model, not a curated record. The transcript has a single exon. Bases 126 to 1052 code for a protein of 308 amino acids.
GGCAGGUUGCUGCUGCUCACGCUACAAUCGCCUUCAGACAGGCACAGCAUUUUGUCACCAGCGGAACGACAGGCCAUCUUCGUACCGAAGCCCCCGCGCAUCCCAAGCAGCGACAAGUCACCGUCAUGGACUCAUUUCCGGACGUCAAAGCUACAAGUUUUGGAGCCGCCCAGAUGCCCCCGGCAUGUGGUAGCAUGACGGCCAUAAGGAAAGCAGAAGGGGUCCCUGCUGAAAAGGAGGCGGCUGUGAAAGCACCGGACAGCGGUGAUGGGACAGCAGUAAAGGCAGACCCAAACCAGAAGCCACCCUACUCCUAUGUGGCUCUCAUUGCCAUGGCUAUACGGGAGAGCGCAGAGAAGAAGUUGACCCUGAAUGGCAUUUAUCAGUUUAUUCUCAGCAAAUUCCCGUUCUACGAGAAAAACAAGAAAGGGUGGCAAAACAGCAUCCGUCACAAUCUUAGCCUCAACGAAUGUUUUGUCAAAGUGCCACGGGAAGGUGGUGGCGAGAGGAAAGGUAACUUCUGGACCUUGGAUCCUGCCUUUGAGGACAUGUUCGAUAAAGGAAACUACAGGCGUCGGAGGAGGGUGAAGCGACCCUACCGCCCCCCUUCGUCUGCAGCCCCAUUCAUGUCUGGCAAACCUUGUCUGAACUAUUCAGAUCCAUUUUACCUGCAGCAGAGCCCCAAGUAUCUACAGCCCCCUUUCGUGAACAACUCCUGGCCACUGGGCCACUCAGGACCAUUGACUCAAGCUAGUACCCCACUAGGUUACCAACCUCGCCAGCCCUGCAACGACAGUGCCAGCCCGGUUCCAGCAGCUAUGAACGGUUUUGGCAGCAGCCACCCCCACCACUCUUAUAACCCUUAUUCCAGACUGCAAAGUCUGAUGAUGCCAGGAACUGGGACUUCCUACAGCGGUAUGAGUCAGCAGCUGAGCCCGGGGGGAGCGGUUGGGGGAUACCACAUCCCUUGUGCUCGCCAACCCCCUGAAAUGCCACUUGUGUACUGGGAUCAGGAUCGGCAGUAUGGUGGUAUCACACGACUGGACAUGUAAUGCACUAUACCAUGCACCUUGAGAAAAUGAACUUUCAUUGAGGACAGGUCCUGUGCUGUGUAGCAAGCCACCUGCUGGUGAUCUAUAGAUGGAAGGAUCUCCUGGAAAUGUAUGGACAUCUGAAAAAAAGACAGAUCUGGAAAAGCUACUCUGUAAUGUUUUUCUUUUUUGGUUGUGGUGAAAAGGGCGAUACCUUAACUGGGCUCCAGAUUUACAAGUUUUGAGUUUACAUGGCUGGAAAGGUGAGCAUGAGUUUCCGGGUGCCCUCUCUGGCAAGUGGAUUCGAGUGUUUUGUGAAGUUUGUGACAUGAGGAUGAUGAAUAUUGCUACAUAAGCUAAAGUGAAAAUUGAGGUACUGCUCCCCACGUUUUGCUAGGUGAAUGAGAGACGGGACCUGCUAGAUAUCAGAAGACUGCCAGAAGUGGGUCACGUGUAUACAGAGAAGAGCGCCCCCAGAACCCAAAACCGGGUCUGCUGAACUUGAGACCAAGUAUCGCCCUUGGUAGUAUGUUUCCAGUCUCUCCUUACUGUAGAGUUCUCAGGUGUUUGAAGUGACAAUAAUUAAUGGAGGCUCUGGAUUUUUCAACUCAUUAAUGUGCCCAGUUUGAGGGGAAAUAUGGAAUGUUGGAAACUUUAAAAUGUUUGCUGAAGGUUAAGUCUCGGUUAAAUAUAAUUGUUAUUGUAAUAUAGAAUAAAUUGUUUCUUAUAUUUAUCAUAGAUGCUAUAUUGUUUUAUUCAACUGUUUCUUGAUGUUACAUGCUUUUUGUGUUAAGUGACGGUGUUUCGUCUGAUUUAGUUCCAAAAUACAUUAAUUAAACUCCCAGAAACUUUUACUUAUUGUAGACAAAAUGAAAUUACAGUACUACCGAGUUAGUGCUAGCCUAAAAGUCGUGUGGAGUUAAAAAUGGUCUGCUGAAAAUCUGAAAGUUUGGUCAUUUCUGUUUUCACACUAGUGGAUAUAGGGUCCUGAUCCUGAGUGAUAUGGUUUGGUGCCGCCAGGACUAAUAAUCAGUUCCCAAAGUGUUCUUUUUGAAAAGUUUUUUCUUUACGAGGGAAAAUGAAGGUUUGGGCCACCAUUGUGUGUAAAAAUGUUUUGUAUUUCACAGUUUACCGUUGAAUAAACGAAUGUUUCUAAUA